AUGGAUCUCAACAUAAACAUUGUUCUAAUAGCUUUUUUCGGAAUGCUGGCAUCCCAUGCCACGGCCGAAGUCUUCGAUGUGACAAAAAAUGGUGCAGCACCCGGUAGUCCCGAUAAUGCUGAGGCUUUGUUAAAAACUUGGAAAGCCGCUUGUGCAUCACCAACCGCAAGUAAAGUGGUGGUACCGAAAGGGGUAUUCAAAGUAUCGGCAGCACCGCUAGUGGGACCUUGCAAGGCUCCAAUUGAGUUCAAUUUGGAAGGCACAUUGCAAGCCCCACAAGUAGGAGGACCUGGUUACAAAUCCGGUGACACUUGGGUGAAUUUUGACAACGUUGAUUUCCUCACCGUUUCUGGUAAAGGAAUAUUCGACGGUCAAGGCCAAUCGACUUGGGGUAAAAAGUGUGACGCUCAAGAGUAUUGCGGCAACGUUCCCAUGAAUUUGAGGUUCAACUUCGUGAAAAACUCAAUAGUCCAAGAUGUGACAACGAAAGAUAGCAAGCAGUUCCACGUCAAUGUUCUGGGCUGCAACAACCUUACCUUCCAAAACUUCCAUGUGAUUGCACCCAAGGAAAGCCUCAACACCGACGGAAUCCAUGUUGGCAGGUCGAGCGGCAUUAAGAUCAUUGACACCAUAAUCGAAACUGGCGACGAUUGCAUCUCCAUUGGGGACGGCACCAAGAACAUUACAAUUACAAAGGUUACGUGCGGACCAGGCCACGGCAUCAGCGUCGGCAGCCUGGGAAAGUAUCCAAAUGAAGAGCCCGUAGUAGGGGUCUUCGUGACCAACUGCACGAUGAAGAACACCAUGAACGGUGUCCGUAUCAAGACCUGGCCCGACUCUAAACCCGGAUCAGCCACAGAUAUGCACUUCGAGGACAUAAUCAUGGAGAACGUGGGCAACCCCGUGUUGAUUGAUCAAGAAUACUGCCCCGCUGCCAAUUGCAAGAACCCGGGCCCAUCAAAAGUUAAGAUCAGUAACGUAUCCUUCAAGAAAAUUAGGGGAACCUCGUCUACACCCCUUGGCUGGAAGCUGCUGUGCAGCCUCAAAUUACCAUGCGAGAACGUCGUCGUUUCGGACAUUGAUUUGAAGUACACCGGAAGUGAAGGCCCAAUCCAAUCUGAGUGUAAGAAUGUUAACCCUACCGCGGAAGGGACUCUAAACCCGAAGCCCUGCAGUACUCCCCUCUCGAGUUAAUUAAUUAGAUAUUGCUCUAUUUGUGUCUAAGAGUAUGCAUGAGUAGGAGGAUAAUGAGUUUAUUAUUAUACAUAAUUAAUUUAUUGUUGUCAUAUUGAUUAUACAAAUAAAAUUAAUAAUGAGAGAGACAGAGGGGGCAAAGAAUAAAGAGAGAGAGCCUAUUCAAGGCUGAUGUAUUUUUGUUAUUUUCUAGAGUUAUUUUUGUUUUAUAUAUUUAUUU
Messenger RNA from Humulus lupulus (European hop), 1414 nucleotides. RefSeq names its product exopolygalacturonase-like. Gene Ontology annotation, biological process: carbohydrate metabolic process. The coding region runs from base 1 to 1194 and encodes 397 amino acids. The transcript has 3 exons. Gene Ontology annotation, molecular function: polygalacturonase activity. NCBI's taxonomy places the organism in Eukaryota, Viridiplantae, Streptophyta, Magnoliopsida, Rosales, Cannabaceae. The record is from RefSeq and is a predicted model, not a curated record.